AUGAACUUCACCGACCCGUGUAAACAUACUGUUGACUGUGAAGACGGAAGUGACGAGCCGGAGGGCCUGUGCGCAACCAACCAGUGUGCCUCAGAUCACUUCCGAUGUGACAAUGGCCGUUGCAUUUUUAAUACAUGGUUUUGCGAUGGGGAAAAUGACUGCGGUGAUAACAGUGAUGAGAGUCCAGAACAUGGAUGCCAGCGCCAUCGACAGUUAGCCGUUCGCUGCCCGUUCGAGCAUACGCCGUGUCCUGGAACUCCGGAUGUCUGUAUACCACUUCAUAAUUUAUGUGAUGGCAAAGAUCACUGUCCGGGUGGUACUGAUGAAGGAGGCCGAUGUGCGCGAGAUUUAUGCGCUGCCGAUCGUGCGGGUUGUUCAUUUAAAUGCCAUAUGAGUCCUGAUGGGCCGUUGUGCUCAUGUCCUUUCGGAGAAAUGGUAAGUUUUCCUGUUCUGUCGGCUUUCUUUGGCGUGCUCACUAUUGGCCAUAUCAGGUUUCGAGUGUUGCUGUUCUAUUAG
Gongylonema pulchrum is the source of this 516-nucleotide messenger RNA. The record is from the annotation of a GenBank genome assembly. NCBI's taxonomy places the organism in Eukaryota, Metazoa, Nematoda, Chromadorea, Rhabditida, Gongylonematidae.